UUGAUGGAUGAAAAUAUAAAGACAACCGGCUUAUUUGGCAAUUUUUGAUUGAUUUUAAUUUGAUUCCAAUUUUGAAGCCAUUCAUUCUUAAUGGUUAUUGAUCGAGCUGCUUGAUUCAAUUUUUUUUAUUGAUACUCAUCGAUUUAAGAAAGACAACGAUGGCUAAAUCAAAAAUACCAGUGGCUGUUAAAAGUCCAGUAACAAAAAAUAAUGAUGAUCAAAAAUCGAAGAAAAAAAAGAAAAAAGUAACCAGUGAUGGUGGUGAUUUGGGAUCAACAAUAAAUUCUCCGAUGAAAGAAAAUUUGAUAAGUGAAGAUGAUGAAUCAUCCAAUGGUCAUAAUGUUGCACAAAUUAGAGUGAAAAAUUCACCUAAAAAUCGAUCACCAAAAAGUGAAUUCAAAUCGAAUUCAUCUAGCUCUACAAUCGAAAAAUGUGACAUUUCUGGCGAAAUAGACGACAUAAAGAUUGAUUAUCAUGAUGAAUGGAUUUCUCCCAUACAGAAUUAUUUCAUUUGGUCAAUAUCAGCAAUUUAUAUGUUUGCAUUCGUCUCGUUCUACAUGCAAGUUCGUGGCCUUUACGGUAAUAAAGGUGUAUUGCCAUUGCGAUAUUUUGCCGUAAAAUAUGUUGAUCCGAAUGAAACUGUAUCAUUGGAUUCGAUUAAUCGUGCGGCACCAUCAUUAGUAUGGUAUUUGGCGUCUACUCAAGGCCUUUCAUUGACAUCAUCGCUAGAAUUGAUUAGCCUAGCGGGAUCAUUGAUUUCAUUCAUUCAGCUAUUAUCGAAUUCAUUUCGUACGCCCAUCAUUUAUCUAUUGCUAUUUGUACUCUAUUAUUCGUGUGUCAAUGUUGGUCAAACAUUUCUCUACUUUCAAUGGGAUGCGUUUUUAUUGGAAUGCGGUGCAUUAACAGUAUUGGUUUCGAUACGUUGUACACAACAUGGAAGUCGUUCAUUUUGGAAUCGUUUUCGUCCAUAUCCUCCAUUGGUGAUUUGGACUGUCAAGUGGCUUUUAUUCAAAUUUAUGCUAUCAUCCGGUAUCGUAAAGUUCAGCGCGCGCUGCCCGUUAUGGUGGUCAUUACGAUCAUUAGAUGUACAUUUUGAAUCUCAACCGUUGCCGACAUCAUUAGCCUGGUAUUUUCAUCAUAUACCACAGAAUUGGCUUCAUUUAGCUGUUAUCAUACAUUUUGUCAUCGAAAUUGCCGUUCCAUUCAUGUUCUUCACACCGUUUCGAACAUUGAAAUUAUUCUCAUUCUACACACAGAUUUUCCUACAGAUUGCUAUCGCUUUAAGUGGGAAUUAUAACUUUUUUAAUUUGUUAACCAUGGUAUUAUGUUUGACAUUACUGGAUGAUGAUAUGUUUAGACAAAGUCGACAACAACAUGGUAUUCAAUCGAAAUCAACUAUGGGGAAAAAUUCAAUGGAAAUCUGUUUAUUCGGUGCAAUCAUCGGAAUUUUAGCCUAUUAUACAGUCUAUUAUUUUGAUGUUACGUUUCGAUGGAAUGAUCUACUCCUCGGACCAACAACCAAAGUCAAUUUUACCUAUGAUCAAUUCAAUUUGUUUGUCAUACAAAUGGUGACCGCCACGAUCGUAUUGGGAAUCAUAUCAUUCAUAUGUAUGGCAUCGAUUGCAUUGUAUAAAUGUUUUUCAUAUGGAUCAAUCAUUGGACGUAUCAUUCAUUCGAUGAUGACAAUGUUCUAUAUUAUUAUUUGUGCUGCCAUAUUGGCGAUAUCCAUCGUACCGUUGGCCGAAUUGGAUACAACUGGUUAUCAUAUGAAAUCGUCAGUUCCAAUAGAAAUUCGCCAUUGGUAUCAUAAUGCUCAACAUUAUCAUCUUGUAUCAUCAUAUGGUUUAUUUCGUACAAUGACCGGUGAUGGUGGUCGUCCUGAAUUGAUUAUUGAAGGAUCGAAUAAUGCAAAUGCAGCCGAUGGCAGUGUCGGUGAUUGGCGUCCAUAUUAUUUCCGUUAUAAACCUGUUGAUUUAUAUCGGGCACCUACGUUUCUAGCACCACAUCAACCAAGAUUAGAUUGGCAAAUGUGGUUUGCAGCAUUGGAUAGCUAUCAGAAUAAUCCAUGGCUUUUAAAUCUUUGUUAUCGAAUAUUGACUGGCGAAUCGGAUGUACUCAAUCUAUUAGAUACGACAAGAUUACCGUUUGAUAAACCUCCAAAGUUUUUGCGUAUUAGUCGUUAUCUUUAUAAAUAUACGGAUUCAUGGAAAGAUCGUUCAUGGUGGCGUAAAAUAACUAAUCGUCAUGCCUAUCUACCAAUGGUAACAAAAGAAACAUUGGAAAGUGCAUUAAAAUUAGUUGAAUUAAAAAAACAAAUGGCACCAGCAUUAAACAUUGCUAGUCGUGAUCGUUCAUGGCCUACAUUGAUUAAAUCAUUGAAUUGGUUACAUUCAUUUUUAGCUUUGAAUAAUUCAUGGCUUACAGCACCGGUCAUUCUUUAUACAUUAAUAUCGAUUGUAUUAGUUAUCGGCUAUUUUCGAUCAUUAUCAUCUACGAAAUUGGAAUCCAAAUCAAAUGCCUAACCUUUUUGAAAAUCGAAUGUAGAAAAUUCAUGAAAUAUUUAUAAUUUAUAAAUUUUUUUUAAAUGAUAAUUUCAAAUCCAAAAAAUCGUAACAAUAAAGUCUAAAUUUUGUUUUCA
Dermatophagoides farinae (American house dust mite) is the source of this 2638-nucleotide messenger RNA. RefSeq names its product lipase maturation factor 2. The record is from RefSeq and is a predicted model, not a curated record. Gene Ontology annotation, biological process: protein maturation. Gene Ontology annotation, cellular component: endoplasmic reticulum membrane. NCBI's taxonomy places the organism in Eukaryota, Metazoa, Arthropoda, Arachnida, Sarcoptiformes, Pyroglyphidae.